Alternaria rosae is the source of this 1952-nucleotide messenger RNA. RefSeq lists its product as uncharacterized. The record is from RefSeq and is a predicted model, not a curated record. The coding region runs from base 357 to 1952 and encodes 531 amino acids. The transcript is spliced from 3 exons. NCBI's taxonomy places the organism in Eukaryota, Fungi, Ascomycota, Dothideomycetes, Pleosporales, Pleosporaceae.
AGCUCGUUGAAAAGGUUUCCUCAGCAUCAGAUCAGUGAAUAUGGUACCUUGAGGUCUUGCCCUCGGAUCAUAUAGACUCAGAGUAUCGUAUGGGCGUGUCGUCUGCAUCCGCUCGAUCUGUAGAGGGAUUGAUCCUGCCAAAGCCACCAGACACUCUUGGAACUUGCCACCUUGGAGUACACGGAGUCAAUUCGGCAGGGCCAGACGUGGAGAUCAACAAACAUGGAUCAGAUGUCAAGAGCGCCGACUCCAACAGCUCCUACAUCCUCGUGGCCUCACACGUUCGACGAACCCCAUAGCCUCAACCACACUGCCGAACCUACAGUGCAGGACUGGGAUAGUGACGAACAGCCAUCAUGCCUCUCGAUCGCCUCAUCAGUGCCAAAAGGAGCUUUACGGGUAUCUUCUCUCGGAUGAGUAUCGCUCCUAUCGCGCCGCAAUGCUCCCCUAAGCAAAACGAAAACAAUGCCCCAAGCUGUGAGACUCCGGGAUCAUCCUCUUCAGUCGCGAGUCCAACUGCAGCGGAUCCUGGCGACGAACCGCCUAUCAGGGAGAGUCCAUCCAUGCGCAAAGGUCUAAUGGGCUCGUUGCGAAAGCAAAAGCUGCGGAGCAUCGGCUCUUUACGCAGCUUGCGCUCACCUACCAAGAGCAAGCAGUCUGAUACAUCAGAGUGUCUCAUAGAUAGUAGCCAUCUAACCCCGAAGCACCGCCUCAACUCAUCGCUUUUACUCUACUUCGAGGAGUCUCCCCCAGACAGACCAAUAUUCGAUCUUGACCGCAUGAACUCCCGGACCUCGAGUCUGUAUGUCCACCAUUCCUCGCCGGUACAGGUCCCAUCAUCCUUUGAACAGAUCCCGCAAUCACCUGCCGAUUCAUCGCUCAUACCAGAUGGAACUGUUCCCCCAUCACCAGCGCCUAUCCAGAAGAUUCUGGACUCAGAAAAGACCAUGGUUCGUUUGUCACCAGCGUACACUGAAGCGUACGAACCGGUUUCGGGAGCGAUGAAAAGGCCAGCUUCAACAAAAAGCGCUCUCUCUGACAGUCUUCGGGAAGCUGCAGUCUACUUCAAUGAGCCCCUCGUUCGCUUUCCAAACCCGGGAUCCGACUACCUGCCUAUCGACGAUUGCUUUUCACUCCCUGCUAGGAGCGAAGACUUAGGGCUAGCAUUAGCCCGAGAGGAUCCGUCUGAGGUGAACCCUGUGGAGAACUCUCCAGUGUACAACAACCCGGAUCAGCCAUCAGGCGAUGCAACCACUGAGGUCUUGAAUGCAACGAAUACAGACAAGACACCAGAGGAGCACGCACAGCUCAUCCUUGAGAAAGGCUAUCAUGCAAGGGUCCACCGUCGAACGGAUGGAGAGUGUCGUUUGAAGAUCAAGCUGCUCGCCUUUUACCCCGAAGAUGACGACGACGACAGCAAAUGGACCAGCGAGACGCCAAUCAUGCUUGCUGCCGAAGAAGAAGAAAAGCUAGCGUCACAACUGAGCGCUAUCAUUCGGAAUACUGGGCUUACCUCUAUCUCUGACAGCAAGCUCGACGAGGCGUUUGCUACAGGAAAACUUUCAGCAUAUCUGGAUGUUGACCCAAGUUGGCACGUCGCCAAGGAGGCGAAGAUGGAAAAGCGCGAUAGUUCCUGGGGCGAGCAUACUGGGCUCUACGAUGGCAGCGGCUAUGGAUCAAGGUCCAGCUCGAGACCUGUGACUGGUGUGACUGAGACGGCCGACGUAACUCGUACACGCAUCCCUGGAGCAUUCGUCGACCACGAAAACGAAGCGCCUGUGAUCAUCCGCAGGCUGUGGGACAAUACCUAUCCGCACAGCCCGGAUACGGACUCGCCUGUGAAGGCUACUGUGGCUGAUCCCGCAAUCUCCGCAGCGCAAGAGCAGCAAAAGAACCCCUUGCAAGACUACGAAGCCUUCCAGGGGAUGUUGGAUCUCGGUGGCAACGCAUAG